Messenger RNA from Jatropha curcas, 1725 nucleotides. Its product is annotated as GTP binding protein. The record is from RefSeq and is a predicted model, not a curated record. Gene Ontology annotation, cellular component: cytoplasm. Gene Ontology annotation, molecular function: ATP hydrolysis activity; GTP binding; ATP binding. NCBI's taxonomy places the organism in Eukaryota, Viridiplantae, Streptophyta, Magnoliopsida, Malpighiales, Euphorbiaceae.
GUUGCGACGCGUGCUGGCUUGCUGGGUUUGAACUAUUGAAAAGAGUAAAAACUCUGUCAACUGCAAAAAAAACCCUAGAAUAACUCUCACUCUCGGAGACAAUACACUGCACAUAAGCAAAUAUGCCUCCAAAAGCAUCGAAAUCAAAAGAAGCUCCAGCUGAGCGACCAAUCCUUGGUCGAUUCUCUUCUCACCUCAAGAUUGGAAUCGUUGGAUUACCCAAUGUUGGCAAAUCUACUCUUUUCAACACACUAACAAAGCUGUCAAUUCCUGCUGAGAACUUCCCUUUUUGUACUAUUGAGCCUAAUGAGGCGCGGGUUAAUAUCCCCGAUGAGAGAUUUGAGUGGCUUUGCCAACUGUAUAAGCCAAAAAGCGAGGUCUCAGCUUUCCUAGAAAUCCAUGAUAUAGCUGGACUAGUUAGAGGUGCUCAUGAAGGGCAAGGCCUGGGCAACAGUUUCUUAUCUCACAUCCGUGCAGUUGAUGGCAUUUUUCAUGUGUUACGUGCAUUUGAAGAUCCAGACAUUAUUCAUGUUGAUGACUCUGUGGAUCCUGUGAGAGAUCUAGAGGUUAUUGGUGCUGAGUUACGGCUAAAGGAUCUUGAAUUUAUUGAGAGAAGAAUAGAGGAUAUUGAGAAGAGCAUGAAGAGGAGCAAUGACAAACAGCUAAAAAUAGAGCAUGAGAUGUGUCAAAAGGUCAAGGCAUGGCUUGAAGAUGGGAAAGAUGUCCGCCUAGGAGACUGGAAAGCUGCUGAUAUUGAGAUAUUGAAUACAUUUCAAUUGCUUACUGCCAAGCCUGUUGUUUACCUGGUUAACAUGAAUGAAAAGGAUUACCAGAGAAAGAAGAACAAGUUCUUGCCCAAGAUUCAUGCUUGGGUGCAGGAACAUGGGGGUGAAACAAUUAUUCCUUUCAGCGCUGCGUUUGAGAGAAACCUUGCUGACAUGACACCAGAUGAAGCAGCUAAGUAUUGUGAGGAGAACAAGGUGCAAAGCGCCCUUCCAAAGAUCAUUAAGACUGGAUUUUCUGCAAUUAAUCUUAUAUACUUCUUCACUGCUGGCCCUGACGAGGUAAAGUGCUGGCAGAUCAGAAGGCAAUCAAAGGCCCCUCAGGCUGCAGGGACAAUCCAUAGUGAUUUUGAGAGAGGUUUUAUAUGUGCUGAGGUAAUGAAAUUUGAGGAUCUCAAGGAGCUGGGCAGUGAGUCAGCCGUUAAGGCGGGUGGAAGGUAUAGACAGGAAGGAAAAACUUAUGUUGUCCAAGAUGGAGACAUAAUAUUCUUCAAAUUCAAUGUUUCUGGGGGUGGAAAGAAGUGAUAUAUUCAUGGUGGGCUGUGGGGAUAACUUACUGAGUGAAAUUCGAUUGGGUACGAUUCAUCGUUUUGUGGCCACACCUUUUAUGACAGAAAAGAGAGGCUCAAAGCUUUGAGCAUUUCUAUCAUUGGAUUUGAUUUGAACUGUAUGUUGGUGGAUUCCAUCAACAUUAAUAGUUUCUAUCAUAGAAAUAUUAUUCCAAUCUAAGGAUGGAAGCUCUAGCACCUGGCUUCCAAAGUCUCCAUAGCCUCGGCCAUUCGACAAAGAAAAUAUAUUUGUAUCCUGUUUUUGUAGUUUGUAGAACUUUUUGUAAGAAUGAGUGCAAAACAUAGCAGAGCCUAUAGAUGCAGGCACGAAUUGCCCACUCCCUUUCAUAUUGGUACGUGCAAAAAAUAGGCCAAUGCUGUUACUUUUUGCUCAA